This is a messenger RNA of Trichomonas vaginalis G3, 660 nucleotides long. Its product is annotated as DDE endonuclease family. The transcript has a single exon. The record is from RefSeq and is a predicted model, not a curated record. Bases 1 to 660 code for a protein of 219 amino acids. Lineage: Eukaryota; Parabasalia; Trichomonadida; Trichomonadidae.
AUGCUUGGAGCUUUGGACGCUACAGUACAAGAAAUUGGAAGAGCAAAAGAUCAAAAUUUAUAUUACUCUGGAAAACAUAAAAUGUGUUGUGUCAAAGUUCAAUGUUUUGUCAGUCCCAAAGGAAGAUUACUUCACUUUUCGAAACCAAUCCGUGGAAAAAGACAUGAUUUUAGAUUAUUUAAAAAAACAAAAAAUUUCAUUUCUAUCUUAAAAGCAGAAAAAGAAAGAAUGAAUGCAGAAAUUGAGACAGAGCCAUGCUUAUUAGCAGAUUCAGGAUAUCAAGGUAUUAAUGAUAUAAUACCAUGGGCAAAAAUUCCUUUUAAACGUCAAAGGAAUACAGAAUUAACAGAUGAUCAGAAGGAAUACAACCGAAAACUCUCCAGUAAUCGAAUCAUUGUCGAGAAUUAUUUUUCUCGACUCAAACAAUACUGGAGAGUGAUUGGUGGUAAAUGGCCGUUGAAAAUCAAGGGUGAUCUAACAUUUUAUCAUCACACCUUUGCAAUGUGUGCAGGCCUUACAAAUAAACUUUUGUGCCGACGUCCAUUACGUAGAGGUGCUGAAAGAUGGGAUCUUUUAGAUCUUGAUAGCAUGGAUGAAAAUAGCGAGGCAUAUAACUAUCAAGAAUCAGUUUCUGAAGAUGACAGUGAAAAUUCUUAUUAA